Molecule: messenger RNA, 589 nt
Organism: Racocetra persica
Lineage: Eukaryota; Fungi; Glomeromycota; Glomeromycetes; Diversisporales; Gigasporaceae
Source: the annotation of a GenBank genome assembly
AUAUGUAUGUCAGAUACAUCCUCGUGCUAUAUUUACUUCUGGAAAAAACUUAUCUGCUGCUGGUUUGACCACAGCUACGAAGAGUCAGCAGACAAUCUCUAUUGCAAAAGCUGGAAUUCAUACGGCAUUGAAUGCUCGAACUUCAAUUUUAGCGGCAGCAAAUCUGAAUGGUGCGAAAUAUUUCGAUGUAGUGCCAAUCAUGUCUCAAUUUGAUCUAUUUUUUGUAGUAUUAGACGAAUGCAGACCAAAAAUAGAUCAGAUGAUAGCUGAACAUAUUGUAGGAAUCCACAGAAGAGCUAUUGCAAAGACUCAUUUCAAGAUCGAAGUAAUUCCGGAUUUUGUGAACGAGGCAGCUAAACUUAUACAACAGUCUAUAAUUCAUGUUUAUCAUGAUGACAUUGUAUUGAGAGAAGAACUUAUUAGGAUUCAAGAUAUAAUUCUUACGAAAUUAUUGCCCUCAGAAAAUUGCACAUAUCGCAAAGAUCUUUUACAAUGGUAUAUAGAGCAAUACGAAGAUACUUUAACAUGUGAAUCAGAAGUUGAAGCAGAAGAGAAAAAAUUCAAACUAGUGGUGGACCAUUUACUUAAG